Messenger RNA from Sipha flava (yellow sugarcane aphid), 2969 nucleotides. It is a transcript of the gene IntS4, whose product is annotated as integrator complex subunit 4. The coding region runs from base 1 to 2895 and encodes 964 amino acids. The record is from RefSeq and is a predicted model, not a curated record. Gene Ontology annotation, cellular component: integrator complex. Lineage: Eukaryota; Metazoa; Arthropoda; Insecta; Hemiptera; Aphididae. The transcript has 17 exons. Gene Ontology annotation, biological process: snRNA processing.
AUGGCGGCAGUGUUAAAAAAAAGAGCACUAGCCGAAUACAGUACACAAGUGUUAGAGCAGCAACCACCAGUAAAAAAAUUAAAAUGUUUAGUAAAACUAUCCGCUCUGACAGCUGGGGCUACCCUAUCAUUAGUGAACACUAUUGGUGGCCGUAAAACGCCUAAUGAAAUUAUACAAAUUUUAAUACAAAUCUUAGAACAACUUCAGUUUCAGGAUUCCGAUGUGUCCAACAUUUUAAUAAAACUCAGUGACCAUUUUAAACUUCAGACUGAUUCGACUGUGAAAAUGUUAAUAUUUUCUGUUUUAUCAGCCAUUGGAUCUUCUGAUGAAACUAGUGAAAUUAAUGUUUACAAAAUUAUUGAUGAAAUAAUAACCUUAUUGAAAGAAGUUAAGUCUCAAAAAAUCAAAACCAGUGGUCUCAAAACAUUAUUGGCACUUGGAAAACGUAUGAAUCAUGAUAUGGCUCUACAUUUAAGACUUACAAAUUAUGCUAAACAAACAUUGGAAGAUUACAGACCAAAUAUAACAUGUGGAAGUUUAGAGGUAAUAGGUGAAUUGAUGCCAGUUAAAAUUCCUCAAGAAUCUCUAGAAAUUCAUUCUGAAAUGCUUAAAUUAAUUGGAAGUUAUACUCAACAUUAUAAUGCAAAAACUAGAAGUAAUGCUUUUAAUACAAUGGUUCGAUUGCAUGACAGAGGUAUUAGAUUGAACCCAGCUGUAUACCUUGAUGUUUGUUCAGUUAUAAAUGAUGACAAUGAAAUAGUGAGAGAAGCUGCUUUAAAUGUGAUUUCAGUUUUAGGAAAUUAUUAUCCUGAAGAAAGAAUUAAAGGUACCAAUGGUGAAGAAAUGGCUCGAAUGUCUGAUGAAGCAUUUGAGAAUAUUUGUAAUUUUAUGACUGAUAUAAGUUAUCGGAUUCGUACUCAAGCUGCAAAACUUCUUGGAACUUUUCUUUCUGUCAGUACAAGUGUUUUGUUGAAGACUCUAGAUCAAACACUUAUGUCUAAUUUACGUAGAAAGAGAACUUCUAUUGAACGUGUUUGGGAGUGUUUAGCUAAAGGCACAGCUAUGAUGAGUGCAUUAAGUACUAAAGAUACACCACAAGAAAUGUUGGAUGCCCAUCAAGUUAGUUUAGUUAGUACUGGAGCUAGUGGUGCUUAUCUUCAUGGUUUAGAAGAUGAAUUUCUCGAGGUACGCAUAGCUACAAUAAGUUCUAUGUGUUCAUUAGCAACACGCCAUUCAGAAUUUGCUGUUGUUGCAAUGGAGUUCUUAGUUGAUAUGUUUAAUGAUGAAAUUGAAGAAGUACGCUUAAUUGCAAUUGAAAGUCUUGUGAAACUUUCAUAUGCAUCUGGUCUUCGUGAUGAUCAAGUGGAAAUUAUAUUAGCUGUGAUUGAAGAUUCUUCAAGUGUUGUGCGUGAAGGUUUACAUAAUAUUUUUGCAUCAUUUGAACUAUUAAAUCAAGAAGGAUUAAUGAUGUGUACAAACAGAUUAAUUGAAAGUCUAAAAAAAUAUCCAGAAGAUAAAAAAUCUAUAUGGAAUUGUAUGAAAAAUUUGGGACUAAGACAUCCAAUAUUAACGUUGGCAUUAGUACCUGAGUUGUUGGCUAUUCAUCCUAUGUUUGAAACACCAGAACCCAAUGUAGAAGAACCAUCUUAUGUAAGUGUUUUGAUUUUAGUAUUCAAUGCAGCAUCCAAAUGUAACUCUAUUAUAUCACUACUUGAAGAUAAAACUAUUAAACAUUAUAGCUACUUAAAAGAUAUAAUGCCUCAUUUAGUUCCAUCUUUGCAACUUGGUGGGCGUGUAUCAAUUAGUCUAGUAGAAUUGAGACCUACUGCAUCAGAUUCAUCUAAAUCACUUGAACUUUUACAAUCAUUAAUUAAUCAAGUAUCUAUUGUCAAAGGCAGCACUAAAGUUAAAAUUAGUUUGCUGGAAACUUUCUAUCAAAAUCUUAUUAGCUUAGCUCAACUUGAUCAUUCUGUGAAUGGAACAGCAGAGCUUAGUGCUUUAUAUAUGCAUAGUCAAUUGUUAUUAAAUAAAGUAUUAAAUAAUAACAACAAAACAUUUUAUUCAAAUGCUGUUUCAACUCAUCAAGCAAAUAAUGUUCGUACAAAUAUUUCACAGUUGCUACAACAUACUUUGAAAAUGCAGUAUUUAUUUGUUGGCUUAAGUGUUCAAGAAUUAGCGAGCAUAAAACAAUUUAAACUAAAAGUAAUAUCUCUCCUUCUUGUUUAUAUUGUAAAUGCUACUAACCAAUCAGCUAGAGCAUUAUGCCAUUAUUUUUUAACCCAGUUGGAAGAUACUAUUAAGUAUAUUACUGAACAUGAGUUACAACUUGAGACAUUCACGUCUAUUGUUUUCAAAGAGCUAUCUCAAUUGGAAGAAUCUAAACCAGGAAUUGUGGCUAAACUACUUCUACCAAUAUUGCAGAAUUCUGAACCUACUCCACCACCUAAACCUAAUACAAAUAUCAAAAUGUGUAAAGUCAUUAUUAAUCGACCACAAGGUGGGCCGGAUACUACUCAUAAGUUAUCAGCUGGCUUGAUCCUCCCUAUUCCUUUAAAUGCAGAAUUGUAUAGUUUACAAACAGAUUCAUCUUCUUUGUUACGCUUAAAAAUUAAAUACCCAGAUCAACAAACUCAUUUAAUCAUGCCUUCUAAAAAUCAUUUAAGACUUGUUAAUCUAAGUAGCGAACCAUAUUAUCUACUUGAUACAAAUGCAUUAAUAUCACAUCGUUCUGAGUGGUCUGAGCCUUGUUUUGUUGAAUUGAGUUUAGCAUUUGACUUAACUGAAACCGAAGGGGCUUUGGCACAUGUAUUACCUCCUACACAACCAUGCAUUGUUGAUUUAUGUAAGCCGGUCAAACUUAAAGUGCAUCCUAAACCUGUAAGACGUGGGAUGUAAUUUGGUUAAGUUUUUAUUAUUAAUGUACAGAAAGAAAUAGUCGUUAAUUAUAUAAACUAGUUGAUUUUAUAAAA